Saccoglossus kowalevskii is the source of this 1120-nucleotide messenger RNA. Its product is annotated as FAD-linked sulfhydryl oxidase ALR-like. Gene Ontology annotation, cellular component: mitochondrion. Gene Ontology annotation, molecular function: flavin adenine dinucleotide binding; flavin-dependent sulfhydryl oxidase activity. The record is from RefSeq and is a predicted model, not a curated record. NCBI's taxonomy places the organism in Eukaryota, Metazoa, Hemichordata, Enteropneusta, Harrimaniidae.
AUGGCAGCGCCCUACUCAAACUUCGCCGGCUUGGAUUUGUCCGACGACAUGGAAAGUUAUAGUGGGAGUAGAAGAAGUAAAGAACUUUUGAAAAACACUACCAAAAGUAAACCUUGUAGGGCGUGUAUGGAUUUUAAGUCAUUUGCCAAGCUUCGAGGGAUUGAUGUGACGUUACCGUCAGAAAGACUGGAAGGAAAGAACAGACAGUGUCCAUUGGAUAGAGAUCAACUCGGACGAAGUACAUGGUCUUUUCUACAUACAACAGCCGCAUAUUAUCCAGAACAACCCUCACAACAAGACCAACGUGAUAUGAAACAAUUCAUUUAUUUAUUCUCAAAAUUUUUUCCCUGUGAACCUUGUGCUGUUGAACUAAGAGACAGACUUAAAACUGAUGUUCCUGACACCAGCAGUCGUCACAACUUUUCACAAUGGAUGUGCAGACUUCAUAACAGUGUUAGUAAAAGGAUAGGAAAACCAGAGUUUGACUGUUCCAAAGUUGAUGAAAGGUGGUUAGAUGGCUGGAAAGACGGAUCAUGUGACUAAAUACACACUCUAAAUCAUGCAAUAAAAACUUGAUUGAUUUUUUUUCACAACUAAUUUUAUUUCAAAAAAUACAAAAUAUAUUUUAAAAAUGCAAUCUACAUCUGGAAUGUAGAUAUUAAUCUGGUAACAUUGUAAUGUUAAAAAGAUGACGCAUUGUGGGUCUUCCAUGUGGACAAUUCUGAAAAUAACAAAGUACCAUUAUGCAUCAUUUCCCAUAGCAACACUGGGAGUUUUGUUUUGAUAAGUACAAAGGCGGCUGUGAAAACCUGGCGAAAUUUACACUUGAUACAGGUUGUGUACUACAAUUAAACCCCCUAUAAACUACAGGGUACAAUUAAAAACAGAACUAUAUAUAGUACAGUACAGUCAUAACUUAACUUUCAAGCUGACUAUGAGCUGGCAUUUCUUUUCACAAAAACCAUACAAGUAUCAUUGCCAUCAAAAUGUUAUACUUUUUUGUAUUAUCUACCCAUGUUAUUAAUAUGAGGCUUACUUACACACAAUUUAGAUAUGUCAAAUCUUGAAAGUAAUCUAAGCUAGCUAAAUUUUAAGUUAUGUUUAAACACAUACAUGUAGG